Molecule: messenger RNA, 1290 nt
Organism: Acaulospora colombiana
Lineage: Eukaryota; Fungi; Glomeromycota; Glomeromycetes; Diversisporales; Acaulosporaceae
Source: the annotation of a GenBank genome assembly
AUGUCUUCGCCUCCGACCGAUGAACCCACCCACGAGACGGUUCAGGAACAUCCUUCUCAGACACUAAGGCAAAAAAUAGUUGCGAAACUCCAUGGCCUUCCCGAAAUACCACUAGGCUUGCGCCUUUUCCCAAUCGUUUUCCUCUGCAAUUUUAUCGAAAUAUCCCAGGCCGAAAUAGUAAUCCUCUCGAGUGAUUGGUGGACAUUGUGCAUCCCCUGGUCCGUAAAGAGGAACACCUGGAAAUGUUCUGAAGCGGGCGGAGGAAUCACGUUAGCCGUCAUCAUCCAGUAUGGCUGGCCAGUUACAGGUGGGUCGAUAUUACUUUCCCUUCGAGACCUACUCACCUCGUAUCACUUGCUCAGGUCUCAUUGGAGCCAUUAUUGUUCCUCGCCUAUCCAAAGCGAAAAAUCGAGUCCAACUUCUUCGCGAUCUCGUCCGAGCCAAACUCUUGACCAUGUUCUGUUUUAUUUCUCUCUUCUGGGUGCGCUUUUGGCUCGCAGAAGACAUACUUUGUCUAGCCCUCAUCGUCGCGUCCUUCUUCAGCACCUAUGUCAUUAUCCUCGUUUGCAAGAUGAUGUAAUCUCACGGGUGAUCCAAAGGAUGGCCCAAUUAGCAAUUGUCCUGGGCGCAUACAAAGCCAGCUCCGCAGUCAGCUACGUCUUUGUCCGUUGGAUCAUGAAGAAUGUAGGGUUCCAGGCGCUAUUACCAAUACUGGUCGUUUGCUCUGGAGCUUUGGGCUUUUAUACCUGGAGUCCAUAUAUCGCUUAUUAUCCUUCUGAAGAUAACCAGGGUCGGAUAGUCGCACAACACGCCGUUUCCAGUCCGCCUCUAGAUAGGACGGAGGGAGCGAGAGACAUUAUCUCGGCAGAAUCGAGUCAUAAUGCUGACGAAAGGCGUCAUGGCGAAGAUGAGAGUCCAGAAAGCACACAAACUCCAUCGAGUGGCGCAAGUGGCUAUCUCACCGAUCAUACCAAACUGUUGAAGACGUCUUAUUUCCUCGGAGUGUUCGCUACUGGUUUCCUCGACCCAAUCGUCUUACCAAAUGAUCAUCCUGACGAAGCACCCUACGACCGCGUAUGUCCUUUGGCGCGAGGAUUUACCCUAGAAACUCUAAUACUUUAUCUAGUCGCGAUUCCUGCCGAAUAUGCCGAAUAUGUUACAAGCCGAGCGCUCGAAGAACAGCUAAAUGUAAACAGAGGAGUGAGUAUCUAUGAUUUGACAGUUGUCCAUAUAAAACUAAUAGGACUUUGUUCUGCUGUUUAUAAUUUUAGCGAAUUCGUGAAAGAACAG